Molecule: messenger RNA, 5943 nt
Organism: Periophthalmus magnuspinnatus
Lineage: Eukaryota; Metazoa; Chordata; Actinopteri; Gobiiformes; Gobiidae
Gene: kdm5bb
Product: lysine (K)-specific demethylase 5Bb
Biological process (GO): chromatin remodeling
Cellular component (GO): nucleus
Molecular function (GO): DNA binding; histone demethylase activity
Source: RefSeq, a predicted model, not a curated record
AUGUGCGUAUGUGUGCGUAAUGACUGUGGUGCUGUCUCCUCUGUGUUGAUGUGGACUUGCCGCCUGCCGCUGCCUCUCUCACGGCUCGUAUUUCUGGAUAAAUCGCUUCGGGAAACUUCGUGACACGGCCGUAGCUGGGUCCCGUCCCGUGUGAGCCGCCGCUGGGUCGGUCCGAAACCAUGAACCAACCGAGACCCGACGAGUUCAAGCCCCCUCCUGAAUGCCCGGUGUUCGAACCCAGUUGGGAGGAAUUUGGGGAUCCUUAUGCUUUCAUCAAUAAAAUACGGCCCAUCGCUGAGAAGACUGGCAUUUGUAAAGUCCGUCCUCCCCCGGGUUGGCAGCCUCCUUUUGCUUGUGAUGUUGACAAACUACACUUUGUCCCUCGUAUCCAGCGGCUCAAUGAGCUUGAGGCCCAAACCCGAGUCAAGCUCAACUUCUUUGACCAGAUCGCCAAAUUCUGGGAUUUACAGGGAUGUACACUGAAGAUUCCUCAUGUCGAGAGAAAGCUCCUGGAUUUAUACAAGCUCAACAAGCUUGUAGCAGAUGAGGGUGGCUUCGACGUGGUGUGUCAGGAGAGGAAAUGGACCAAGAUUGCGGUUCAAAUGGGCUUCGCUCCUGGAAAAGCGAUUGGAUCUCACCUUCGGUCACACUACGAGAAAAUCCUAUACCCCUACAAUCUGUUUCAGAGUGGAGCCAACCUGCUGACCCCAGAGGCAGCUUCCAAACUGAUGCGUUUGGAGGCUGAUCCUGAAACUGAACAGUGUGUUCAGAAACCAGUGGAGAGUAAAGAUCCAGGGGGGAGCGCAGAAGUGAAGGGAACAAGCUCAAAACUGACCCCUGAAUCUGGCACUCGCAGAGCCAAACGCAUGAAGACUGAGAGCGUCUGUGUCAAAACUGAGCCAGUAGAACCUGGGGAGAACAGGCCAAACCUCAGGCGAAGGAUGGGCUCCUUUGUUGCCAAACCAGAACCUGAAAAAGAGGUUCCCAUCCAAGUGAAGCAGGAGCCAGUCGAAAUUCCAGAACCAAUCGUUGAAACUGAUAAAUUAAAGUCUCGUUAUAAAAAACAAGUCCUGCCUCCCAUCCCUCCAAGCCCAGUGGACCUGGUGGUUUGUCUAGUCUGUGGCAGUGGAGGAGAUGAGGAUCGGCUGUUGCUAUGCGACGGUUGUGACGACAGUUACCACACCUUCUGCCUGAUCCCGCCCCUCCACGACGUGCCCAAAGGAGACUGGAGGUGCCCCAAGUGUCUGGCCCAGGAGUGCAGCAAACCUCACGAGGCAUUCGGGUUUGAGCAGGCGUUCAGAGACUACUCCCUUAGAGCAUUUGGGCAGAUGGCCGAUGCUUUCAAAUCAGACUACUUCAACAUGCCAGUUCAUAUGGUGCCCACAGAGCUGGUGGAAAAGGAGUUUUGGCGCCUGGUUGGAGCCAUCGAUGAAGAUGUGACAGUGGAGUACGGAGCAGACAUUGCUUCGAAGGAGUUUGGCAGUGGAUUCCCCAUUCCCAAUGGGAGGUUCAAGGUGGCCCCGGCUGAUGAGAAAUACCUGAAAUGUGGGUGGAACCUAAAUAACCUUGCUAUGAUGAACCGGUCGGUGCUCACUCAUGUCACUGCAGACAUCUGUGGCAUGACUCUGCCCUGGCUCUAUGUGGGAAUGUGCUUCUCCUCCUUCUGCUGGCACAUUGAGGACCACUGGAGCUACUCCAUCAACUACUUGCACUGGGGUGAACCUAAAACCUGGUAUGGAGCUCCGGGUUUUGCAGCGGAGCAGUUGGAGGAGGUGAUGAGGAAACUGGCCCCAGAGCUGUUUGACUCUCAGCCUGAUCUGCUGCAUCAACUCGUCACCAUCAUGAACCCCAACACACUGAUGGCUCACGGUGUCCCGAUCUACAGAACAAACCAAUGUGCUGGAGAGUUUGUGGUCACCUUCCCCAGAGCUUAUCACAGCGGCUUCAAUCAGGGCUUCAAUUUUGCUGAGGCUGUCAAUUUCUGCACUGUUGACUGGAUGCCUUUGGGGAGGCAGUGUGUGGACCAUUAUCGCUCAUUGAAUCGAUAUAAUGUGUUUUCUCACGAUGAGAUGGUCUGUAACAUGGCGUCCAAAGCAGAGACUCUGGACGUGGUCCUGGCCUCAGCCGUCCACAAAGACAUGGUCCUUAUGAUCCGAGAAGAGCAGGAGCUGAGGGACAAAGUCAAGAAGAUGGGGGUGGUCCUGCGUAAAGAGGCGAAUUACGACCACCUGCAGGAUGAUGAGCGUCAGUGUGUGAAGUGCAGGACCACGUGUUUCCUGUCGGCUCUGACCUGCCCCUGCAGCCCUGGGGUCCUGGUCUGCCUGCACCACAUCCACCAGCUCUGUUCCUGCCCUGUUUCUAACUACACACUCAAUUAUAGACACAAUGUGGAUGACCUGUUUCCAAUGAUGAACGCAGUGAAAGAGCGCGCCCAACUCUAUGACGACUGGGCUGUUCGCGUGAGUGAGACUCUGGAGGCCAAACUAGAAAAGAAGAGAGGUUUACCUGUUUUCCGGAGUCUUUUGGCCGAAUCAGAAUCAAAAACGUUCCCUGAAAAUGAUCUUCUGCGUCGUCUUCGUCUCGUGACACAAGAUGCUGAAAAGUGCUCAACUGUAGCUCAGCAGCUUCUCAAUGGCAAGAGGCAGACCAGAUAUUGUUGUGGAAGUGGAAAGUCGCGGAGCCAGCUGACAGUGGAGGAGCUGCGUUCAUUUGUUCGUCAGUUGUACAAUCUCUCCUGCAGUCUCCCACAAGCCCCAAAGUUAAAGGAGCUGUUGAAUCGUAUCGAGGACUUCCAGCAGCACAGUGAGAAGGUUUUGUCAGAUAUGGUCCCCAGUGUGGCUGAGAUCCAGGGUUUGUUGGAAGUCAGCUUUGAUUUCGACGUGGAUUUACCUGAACUACCCCGGCUCCGUGUGCGACUGGAGCAGGCCCGAUGGCUGGAGGCGGUGCAGCAGGAGAGCAGUCAGCACAAAACCCUGAGUGUGGAGACCAUGAGGAGACUGAUCGACCAGGGGGUGGGUCUGGGGCCACACCCGUCUGUGGAGAGGGCCAUGGCUCGUCUACAGGAGCUGCUCACUAUGUCCGAGCACUGGGAGGACAAAGCUAUCAGUCUGCUCAAGGCCAGACCACCACACUCCAUUGAGACCCUGAGUGGUGCAGCAGAGAAGGCAUCUGCGAUUCCAGCCCACCUCCCAAACUGUCUGCUGCUGAAAGACACCAUUAGGAAGGCCCGAGAGUGGCUCCAGGAGGCAGAGGAGCUACAGGCUGGUGGCAGUGUUCCUUUAGCGGACUCUAUCUCAGACAUGGUACUCCGAGGACAGGCCAUCCAGGUCCACCUCGAGCCUCUGGACAAACUGGAGACGCUCAUGUCCCAGAUACAGGAGUGGAAAGAAGAGGCAGCUUCAGCUUUUCGUCAUAAAGACUCUUCCCUCUCUCUACUGGAGAUCCUUUGUCCCAGAUGUGAAGUUAGUAGUUUAGGAUCUCCGAAGAGGAAAGCCAAAAAAGGAAAAGAAUCGCCUAAAAAUAACAAAAAGAAAACUACAAAACCCAGUAAUCUCGGGGAGGUGGAGAAGGCACUUUCAGAGACCAAUGAUUCUACCUCUGCAGUAACUUGCGACAUGGAGGAGCUUCGACUUCGGAGUAUGGAGUCUUUCUUUAACCUCAGAGCGUCUAAUGAGUCCAAGCUGCUGCCCACCACCGACUGCAUGGAUCUGAGGGUGUGCGUGUGUCAGAAGCCACCCAUGGGCGCUAUGCUUCAGUGUGAACUCUGCCGAGCCUUCCAUUGCGCCUGUGUACAGGACCUGUCUGAGAGAACACAGCCCUGGCUCUGUACGCGGUGUCGACGGUCAGAAAAACCUCCACUGGCUAAAAUUAUUUCCCUGCUCACAUCACUGGAGAGGCUGGGAGUCAGGCUGCCUGAAGGGGACGCUCUGAACUAUGUAGUGGAGAGGACAGUGGACUGGCAUAUGAGGGCGCAGCAGGUUCUAUGUGCUAUUCUGAAAUUGGAGGAGAGAGCUGGGGACCCCUCCACUCUGACUCGCUGGGCACCGGGUAACAUGGAGGAGCCAAAUAACACUCAGGCUCCUUGUCUGACUCCAGAGUGGAACAGGAUCAGCCAUGCUCAAACAGUUUUCUACACUGAGCAGAAAUGUAUACCUCUACAAGGUUUGAGCAGAGACAUGGAGGAGCUCUUGGUAGAGGGGCUUCUUCUGCAAGUGUCGGUGCCAGAGGUCCAGAGUCUGUACCAUGUUCUACUAGACCAGGCCCAGAACCAGCUCUCAGACCGGCUCAUGUCCCCCACACAGACUGAGCCCACAGACACAUGUGCACAUGUGCAGUUCCCCUCUCAGGAAAACUCCCUACCAUCGCCCCUGGAUGUGGAAGCCAUUGUGUCCGAAAAGAAAACAAAACGUCAUAUUGACCGGGACAGUUUAAACACAGACUUCAGGGGGAGUGAGAAAAAGCACCCUCUAAAACGACAGAAACUGAACAAAAACCACGUGCACCGCCGCCCAACCUCCACCUCCUCCUCUCCGAGGUCAGACGGAUCUCAGUCCGAGAACUCAGACGACGAGACCGAAGUGUGUCCCGCGGAGAGAUGCCAGCUGCCCGAGGGAGACGAGGUGAAUUGGGUGCAGUGCGACGGCAGCUGUAAUCAGUGGUUCCACCAGGUCUGUGUGGGCGUUACCGCAGAAACGGCAGAGAAAGAGGACUACAUUUGUGUCAGAUGCUCAAUCAGCGAUGUCUGAAAAAUAUGAAGAAACAUUUUUUUAAAGAUUGUCUGGUUCCUUGGCCUCCUUUACCUCUGUCCCAUCUGUCCCAUCCUUUUGUAACAACGGUGCUAUCUCCUUUUGACUUGUGUCCAGAAUUAUAAUUGUGAAUUUUUUUUGUAUUUUUACAUUAUAUAUUAUUCUAUUCUUUCUCUUCAUGAAAUGUGGUCGUCUAAUUGAAAAAUCAGGUUGUGACGUGUGCUGCAUGGGAUCCCGUUAUAUUGGUGGAAGAGAGAUUUCUAAACAUCAUGACAAUGCCCCAUUAAAGACAGUUAGUUAAGGAUUUCCAUUAUCUUCUCUGGGAACUUACUGCAUGUUAAAGCAUUGCAUAAGGGGCAUUAGGUAGCUAUUAAGGUUUUGUAUCCUCUGAGGCCUCCUUCCCAUCUUUUAAAAAAAUAGUUAACAGUUUAAAACAACUACACUAUUUUCAGCCUUAAAGGUGCACUGUGUAACUUGUCUAGUGGGGUUAUGUCACUUGUUUGUCUCCAAGGAGAUUGUUUAGCCUGGAAUGUUCCACAGUAUGGUAGUAUAUUUAUCAAGGAAGUGUUUUUUUUUUGCUCAGAAAUAUAUACUUUUAAAAAAAAUGUGGUUCAGGUCUGCAGAUCUCUACAGGCACCACCUACUUGUUUCUGUGUAGAUGGAUAAUUUUAAUGACAUAGAGUGUAACAUUCCAGAGAAAGGAAUAACAUCUCCAUGAAGAUAGCAGGUGGUGGACCCUUUACCAGGAAAGUUAUGCAGUGCACCUUUAAUAAAGCAUAAAGAAAGACAUAAUUCAUAAGCCUGAAUCAUUAUCACGUUCUGAACCACAAUUUGUUCUUCAUUCAUGCUUUAUGGCUUAUUAAUGUGUAGUUAUUAUAAAGUGUUACCAAAAAACAAACAUUUUACUUUCCGUGUUUGGUAAAUGCAUCUCUUAAUAUAAAUAGUCCCGGUUUUGUAGAAUAGGUUAUUUAUCUGAGCAAUAAUUUGUCUUGAGUUGACUUAAAUGGCUUGGUCUCCACUGAGCUGUAUUGGUGUGAUGUACAGAGAUCUACGUGGUUUUGAAGUAGCGAAGGACGAAGGAGCGAUGCUGCUGAUGUGUGACCCCAGCAUGUAGCCUGACGUAGGGUACUGGACAGGACAGGGGCACUUUAAGAUGUUACAAGUUUAUAUUGGAAAAUAAAGCCCUUUUGUUCUAUGA